AUGGCUUUCGACGCAGCAUCCCAAGUCAAUGUUGGGGCUCUCAGUGCCAUAUUUGACGAAACUAAGCCUCAAGUGCGGGAGCCAGUUGUUCAAUGCGUCCAGAUCAAGGCCUUGCCAGCUCAGCCUGGCCAACCAGAACGUUACCGGGCAGUCUUCAGCGAUAUUGCAAACUAUGUUCAAACCAUGCUUGCCACACAAGCCAAUCCCGUGGUGACAGAUGGAUCCCUUCGUAAGGGUUGUUUUGUGCGACUGAAGUCAUUCCAAUCAAACUCCGUCAAGGGCAAGAAAAUCCUCAUCAUUUUGGACCUUGAAGUUUUGAAAGAACUAGGCGAGGCUGAAAAAAUUGGUGAACCCAAACCACUCGAGGUCAAGGCCGAGGAAGGGGAAGUGAGUCAGCCGACGACGAUCUCCAGCAAUGGGUUUUACGGGGCCAAGGUAGAAGGCGCGCAGGUCCAGCCAAAUCGCCGAGCUCAGCCCAUGGCUGCCCCUGCGGCUACCCCCUCUGCUCAUGCUACAAUCUACCCCAUCGAGGCUAUCUCCCCAUAUUCCAAUAAAUGGACCAUAAAAGCUCGAUGCACGAGCAAGUCCGCCAUCAAAACAUGGCACAACAAGAAUGGUGAGGGCAAACUUUUCAGUGUCAAUUUAUUGGAUGACAGUGGUGAAAUUCGUGCCACUGGUUUCAAUGACCAGUGUGACAUGCUCUAUGAACUCUUCCAGGAGGGAGGUGUCUAUUAUAUUUCAAGCCCCUGCCGCGUCCAAAUUGCCAAGAAGCAAUUCACAAAUCUCAACAACGACUAUGAGCUCGCAUUUGAGAGGGAUACUAUUGUUGAGAAGGCCGAAGAGCAGAAUGAUGUGCCUCAGAUUCGGUUCAACUUCACCACUAUUGCUGAUUUGCAAACUGUCGAGAAAGACACGACCACUGAUGUCAUUGGCGUGUUGAAGGAUGUCGGGGAGACAUCUCAGAUCAUGUCAAAGAGCACUGGUAAACCUUAUGACAAACGGGAGCUUACAUUGGUUGACAACACUGGAUUUUCCGUCCGUCUGACAGUCUGGGGCGCCUCUGCAAAUAAUUUCAAUGUGACACCCGAAUCUGUUGUUGCUUUCAAAGGAGUGAAGGUCUCUGACUUCGGCGGACGGAGUCUGAGUCUUUUGAGCUCGGGCUCAAUGACAGUUGAUCCUGACAUUGGGGAGGCUCACCGACUCAGAGGCUGGUAUGAUGCUCAAGGCAGGUCGGAGAAUUUUACAUCUCAUGCUUCGCUGUCCAAUGCCACCAACUCCGGGGGCAAGAAGGACCAAUUCAAAACCGUUGCACAGGUCCGCGAAGAACAACUGGGCAUGUCCGAAACACCCGACUACUUCUCUCUGAAAGCAACAGUGAUCUACAUCAAGCAGGACUCUACCUGGAGCUACCCUGCCUGCCUUUCUGACAAUUGUAACAAAAAGGUAACGGAGCUUGAUCCGGGGCAUUGGCGAUGUGAGAUGUGUGACAAGACUCACCCAAAGCCGGAAUAUCGCUUCAUCAUGCCCAUCAGUGUCAGCGACCAUACUGGCCAGCUGUGGCUCAGCUGCUUUGAUGACACCGGAAGAAACAUCAUGGGCACCUCUGCUGAUGAACUGAUGCAACUUCGUGAAGACGACCCUAACGCUUUCGGUGAAGUAUUCCAAUCUGCGAAUUGCCAGACCUGGAAUUUCAGGUGCCGAGCCAAGAUUGACAACUUUGGCGACCAGCAACGUGUGCGAUACCAAGUUCUGUCGUCCCAGGCAAUCAAUUACUCGGAAGAAGCAUCUCGACUUGCCGAUAUCAUCAACUCUUACGCCAUUGAGUAG
Messenger RNA from Penicillium bovifimosum, 1827 nucleotides. Its product is annotated as replication factor A subunit protein RFA1. Gene Ontology annotation, biological process: double-strand break repair via homologous recombination; meiotic cell cycle; DNA replication. Gene Ontology annotation, molecular function: damaged DNA binding; single-stranded telomeric DNA binding. The coding region runs from base 1 to 1827 and encodes 608 amino acids. NCBI's taxonomy places the organism in Eukaryota, Fungi, Ascomycota, Eurotiomycetes, Eurotiales, Aspergillaceae. Gene Ontology annotation, cellular component: nucleus; DNA replication factor A complex. The record is from RefSeq and is a predicted model, not a curated record. The transcript has 6 exons.